Messenger RNA from Halteromyces radiatus, 2126 nucleotides. RefSeq lists its product as uncharacterized. Gene Ontology annotation, cellular component: plasma membrane. NCBI's taxonomy places the organism in Eukaryota, Fungi, Mucoromycota, Mucoromycetes, Mucorales, Cunninghamellaceae. Bases 36 to 2030 code for a protein of 664 amino acids. The transcript has 14 exons. The record is from RefSeq and is a predicted model, not a curated record.
UUUUUUUUUCUCUUUACUAUUGUAUAUAUGGCGUCAUGAUUAGACCUUCCUACUUUUUAUUCUUAUUAUUAUUAUUCGUAUUACCACUAUUUCGAAACUCAUUGGCAAACGCACAAAGUAUUCAAUAUGCACAACGAUUCCCAAAGUCUCGACUCUACAGUCUUUCUCCUGCUUCUUUAGGUCUUGGCAAUAUGGAUGGUACCAUCGCUGCUUUUGGUGACUUUAAUGCUGAUAAAUUCACUGAUAUCUUUACUUUGGGCCAAGAUCAAAAAAGUAUCACCAUUUAUACUUGGGAUCAUAAAAAUUUUUCUUUUUCACCUUUACUACAUGCACCUCAUAUUCAACAUGACUCGAUCAUCAAUAAUAUCAUUCCUGGCGAUUAUAAUUAUGAUGGUCACUUGGAUGUUUUGGUGAUGGAUGAACCAAAUGCUCAAGGGGAAUUCAAAAUGAAGAUAUAUUUUGGUAAUGGCAAUGAUUCAUUUGUGACUCCAGCUUUAGAUAUUCCUUCAGCGAAAACGACUUUACCCAUGGUUUUGGAUUUAAAUGGUGAUAUGAAGUUGGAUCUAUUGGGCUAUUCUUGGGAAACAGGUGAAUUAAGUGCUUGGAUCAACACUGCUCAAUCCAAUUCUACCAAUCAAACUACUUCUAUCUUUGAUCUAACAUCUGCUUCCUCUUACUUUGAUCCAACGUUUACUUCACGGUGCCGUUGGGCUUCACCGCAUUCAAAUGCCUUUGUGGAUCUGGAUGGAGAUUGCUUGGCAGAUGUUGUCAUGGUAUGUGAUACGAAUGGAAGACAAUCAAUGCAAAUAUGGUCAAACCAACGGGAAAAUGGAUUCAAAUUGAGACAAACACUUGAUUUACCUUCAAAUAUUGGACCUUUGGCAUUUGCGGAUAUGGAUGGUGAUGGAUCAACCGAUAUCGUGUUCACUGUAUGUAGUGAUAAUGCCCAUUGUGCGAUUCAUACAGUCUAUAAUCAACAAAUGGGAUUAUGUUCAAAAUUGGAUGAUCCAAACUCUGUUGGGCAAUGCAGAAGUCCUCGGCAGCUUUGCGUAGCGGAUCCUGAUUUUCAAUUCGAUAUAACUACACCAAAUAGUGAAAAUUAUACAAUAUUCAGCUUGGCACCCUAUCUAGAUCAAGGUGAAACCGUACUUACAUUAGAUAGAAACUUUCCUGGUACAAUGCCUGUCCCUCUUCACCCAGGUGAUUAUAAUUUAGAUGGUUAUCCUGAUCUUUUAGUAACAACAACCAAAAAGGUGAUACUUCUCCAAUCUGUGUGGUGUACUGCACAGCAAUGUACAGAUGCUGCAAUCAAAUCGAACAAACGUACAUUCUCUUUGGUUCGAAAUGGUGCUGAAUCUUUAUCCAAAAUCACCAGUCCUCGACAUGCCACCUUUUUUGAUAUAGAUGAAGAUGGAUCACUGGAUAUAUUGGUACUUCAAGAUAGGACAAGUCGACCUUCCACUCAAAGAACACCACGUUUCUUAAUCAACAAUUUCUUCAAUGAUGCUUUCUUUAUGAAAGGUUUAGUAUCGAACGGAGCACAUCCUGAAGGAUCAUCAACAAAACCUUAUGGUGUCAAUUAUCCUGGAGCCAACUUCAAGUUUACUGUAUUGGAUACCUCUGGAACGAAACGUGUUCAUCAAGUACCACAAUUGCCUCAAACUGGUUAUAUGUCCCUUCAUACUCCUUACUGUCUAUUUGGUUUAGGAAGAACAAACAAUUAUGUGGAAGAAAUGUUUGCAGGAGUCACGCGACAUCAGAAUCAGAACUAUUUAUUUUAUGAAGGCGUUAUCCCCAAUUCCCAGUUGGUGUUUUUACCUUAUCAACCAGAAAAUGUGGCUGAUAGUUCAUCUUGGAAAGUGGAACUCUAUGUCCAACCAGCAGAUUAUAUCCCUUGGGUACUUGUGUCCUUGGUAGCGGCUGCUCUUCUUCUUGGUAUUGUUGUUGGUUCUUUAUACUGGAUGGAAAAACGCGAAGAUGAAAAGGAACGACGAAAGGCUUUACAUAUUAUCAACUUUGACGCCCUAUAGUUCCUCUCUUUUUUUUUAUUUUUUAUUUUUUAUGUAUCCAUAUCAUUUUAGUAUCAUUAUCCAAUCAUAUAUCAUUCGUCAUCUAGUCAAAUAUCU